AUGCGGACGAGCUCCAAGAACCCAAGCAUCUUCUACCAAGAUCAACUCCGGGUUCCUAGCCCCUCACUCGACAAAGGUGAAGAGCCCAACCAGCAUGAAAGCCCUGACGAUCCCGGAAUACCCUACAAUUAUCGGAUCACGACAGCUUUGAAAGCACUUUCGAAUAAGAACAUCACACUGGUAGAAUACGGGGCUCAUGUUCAGUUCAGAUUUGGUUACGAGGAGGUUCCAGUGGUUCUGGAAUGGGCAGUGCCCGAUGAGCAGCUAUCGCUAGCUUCACAGAUCCUAGCCGAGCAUAACUUCCCCUGCCUCUUCACAAGAACUCGAUCGUAG
Molecule: messenger RNA, 333 nt
Organism: Penicillium vulpinum
Lineage: Eukaryota; Fungi; Ascomycota; Eurotiomycetes; Eurotiales; Aspergillaceae
Exons: 2
Coding region: 1-333 (110 amino acids)
Source: RefSeq, a predicted model, not a curated record